This is a messenger RNA of Aureobasidium pullulans EXF-150, 699 nucleotides long. RefSeq lists its product as uncharacterized. The transcript is spliced from 2 exons. NCBI's taxonomy places the organism in Eukaryota, Fungi, Ascomycota, Dothideomycetes, Dothideales, Saccotheciaceae. Bases 1 to 699 code for a protein of 232 amino acids. The record is from RefSeq and is a predicted model, not a curated record.
AUGCUCACUCUGCCAUCAUUGACAACAUCUAUUGUGCCUCUGGCAUUGCUAAUGGCGUGUUGCAACGCACAGUCAGACCCAAACGCAAAUCUCACACUCCGCUUUUUCCAAAACCCACAAGAUGAGAACUCCUGCAGCUACUCAAACACCAGCGCCGCCCUCACCUUCACCACAAAUAGUUAUCCGCGUCUAGCCCACUGCUUCGACAUUAGCGAUCUCUUCGGCAGUAACACCACAGAGGGCUUUGUCAAUCAGUCCCAGCCUUUCAGCACCUACAACCAUACCAUCUCACAAGGUAUAAACUACACCCUCUUCAACAGCGACAUCUACGACCCUUCUGCCAACUAUUCAUCCGUACUCUAUCGUCAAUCCAUACCGCAUGAGGAAAGACAAGUCGUCUUUGACUCCGGCAAUCCCGCCGAUGGAUUGAUCACUCUCUGUCAAGAAACAGGAUGCAGCAAUUCUACUGGUCAGGAGUGGCAUGGAUUUACUUGCUUUACGGAUGAGCAAGGCGAGUGUGGAACAGCUGGGUUUGCGAUGAAGAGUUUCAAAUUCGAGUCGAGAAGGUCUUCCGAUGAUUAUACCUGUUCCAUUUUUUCGAGAGACAGAAAGGGUAAUAGUGCUGCUGUGCUAGGAAGCACGCAGGCGAUGUCUUGGGGUCUGUUUGUUUCGGGGCUGGUUGCUUACAUGAUGGCGUAA